This is a messenger RNA of Gorilla gorilla gorilla (western lowland gorilla), 967 nucleotides long. Its product is annotated as complement C3-like. The record is from RefSeq and is a predicted model, not a curated record. NCBI's taxonomy places the organism in Eukaryota, Metazoa, Chordata, Mammalia, Primates, Hominidae. Gene Ontology annotation, cellular component: extracellular region. The coding region runs from base 87 to 878 and encodes 263 amino acids. The transcript has 9 exons. Gene Ontology annotation, molecular function: protein binding.
GUGUUUCAGGAUGAAGAGGCAGAAACGAAGAUUCCAGGCUGAGUGAACAGCAUGUGCACAGGUUCCAGAACAGUCGAGAGGCCACAAUGACUAUCAUGGAGGUCUCCCUGCUCACGGGCUUCUACCCCAACCAGGAUGACCUCAAACAGCUCACGAGUGAUGUGGAGAGGUACGCCUUUCAGUACGAAACCAAGACAAGUACCAGUGACAGCACUGUUGUCCUCUACCUGGAAAAGCUCUCCCAUGAGAAGAACACGGUGCUGGGCUUUCGGGUUCACAGGAUGCUGCAGGCGGAGUUCCUGCAGGCCGCCCUGGUCACCAUCUACAACUACUACGAGCCUUCCCGGAGGUGCAGCACUUUCUACAACCUGCCCACAGAGCAAUCUUCCCUGAGAAAGAUCUGCCACAAAGACAUCUGCAGAUGUGCAGAGGGACAGUGCCCAUCCCUGCAGAAGCCCAGUGGCCAAUUGAGGCAGGAGGAGCUCCAGACAACAGCAUGUGAGGCAGGCAUGGAUUUUGUGUACAAGACAAAGCUGGAAUCUGUGGAGGUCUCUGCCUCCAACCCUUACGUCUAUUACAACAUGCAGCUCGAAGACAUCAUUAAGAGUGGUACGGACCCUGCCACACCCCUGGCCAUGAAGAAAUUCGUCUCCCAUGCCACUUGCCAUGACUCCCUGGGGUUGCAAGAACAGGAAUCGUACCUCAUCAUAGGCCAGACGUCAGACCUGUGGAGAAUCAAAUCUGAUUACAGCUAUGUUCUGGGCAAGCAGACGUUCCUCAUCCUUUGGCCAGCAGAUGGAGACGCCAGCAAGAAAGAAUUGCGGGACCAACUGGAGGAAUUUUCGGAAUAUAUGCGCACCCACAGCUGCCAGUCCUGAGCCUCUUCUGCUUUCAGGGAGGUGUCAUCAGCCAGCUCUGGGCCACUGGGUUUAACCCCAAAUAAAGAGCACAGGAUAUGACACCCAAA